AUGUAAUAAUAAUAAAAGAAACAAAGUUGGAUUCAAUAAUUAUUCUGUGGAUGUGUUCGAGAAGAACCUCUUCAUUAAGAUUAGAAAAUACAACGUUUGUCAAGUAAAAUGGAAAUUUAGAAACAGAAGCCUGUUAAUCUAAUAUCCAUGUAACAAUAGUCUGAAGGAUGGUUAAAUAAGACUACAUCUUAAGAAGUUGAUUACUCAGCAGAUAUAGAAAAAGAUGUAGAUUCAGAUGAGGAUCACUAAAAAGUAUAUAAUAGAUAACUUUCUUAUUUGGAGUAAAAUUCUUAGCUUCAAAAGACAAGUUUUUCUGAUGUAAAUAUUAUGGAAUAAAAUAGGAAUUCAAUUCAAAUAACAUUGAAAUGAAGUUAUUGCAUAGAAUAGGUGGUUUAUUAUCAAGAUAAAGUAAUAUAUAGAUAGAGAUGUAGUCACAUCUAUGGAUUAUGAAAAUAUUCAAAGAUGUUCAAUUAAUUGUAUAAGAUAAGGAAUUUGAAUAAAAAUUUAAAUCUUAAUUGAUUAAUCCUGCUAUUGUUGAUAUAAUGAACUAAAGAAUUAAAUCAAAUACAAUUUUAUUGGCUCAUGAUCCAACAGGAUCUAUCUUACUUAAAUUAGCAAGUCCUAGUAGAAAGAUCUAAUACUUAUAAUAAGAUAAGACAUUCUAAAAUAUAAUCGAUAGAGGAAUUUGUAAAUCAAAAGUGAAAGUAGAUAAAGUUUUGAAAAUGGAUUUAGAUUAGAAAAUAGAUAUUGUAAUAGUGAAUCUAUAUUAUAUUGACUGUAAAGAUAAUCUAAAGAACAUUAUGUAUGAAUAUUUGCAAUAUGCUCAUGACAUUAUUGUUCUAUUAUAACCAAACAUAGAAAAUUCUAUAAUAUAUGAUUCUGCUGAGUAAGCUAUCUCAUUAUCUGAACAAGCUAAUUAAAGUUGCAGUGUUGAACUUUAAUGUUUAACUGAUAAUAAUAAUAAUAUUAUAGCUAAAUUACUUUAUUAUGGAGAUAUCACUGAAGUAAUAAUAUUAAUGAUUAAUUUAUAGAUUACAUUAAAUGAUGAAUUAAACUUUGUUUAUUCUUGUAUUGAUUCUUCAAUCAAGAAAUAAUAUAAUUAUAAACUUAUGUUUAGAGAUUUAAGAAAUUAAAUGGGUAUGAGCAAACUCAUUAGAAUGUUAAGUCAAUUUCAAAUUAUUUCAGGAAUUGGAUCAUUUGCUGAAUUUGCUACUAAUAUUAAUGGAAGCAAAGAUAAAUAUUAAUUAUUGAAUAUACAAACUAAAGAUUUUGAAAAUGAAAAUCAAGAUGAAAAACAUAAAUUAAGUGAAUUAUAGUCUUCCUCUUCAUCAACCGAAUCAGAGCCAGAAGAUAAUUAAGAUAGAUUUGGGUCAAGGAGUGAAUCAUUUAAUUAAUCUUAAAUGUUUGAACCUCUUUAACUCAAACAAGCCUAUUCAUAACCCUUUAAAAAUUGA
Molecule: messenger RNA, 1454 nt
Organism: Paramecium pentaurelia
Lineage: Eukaryota; Ciliophora; Oligohymenophorea; Peniculida; Parameciidae
Source: the annotation of a GenBank genome assembly